AUGAAGCCCUACACGAACCCCCUCCCCAAGCCGCCGCCCUCCGCGCGCCCCCGUCCCUUCGACCCGUGGAACUCGUCCUCGACCGGCCACCAGCGCCGCGAGGCACCCCGGCGCGAGACCGACGGCGUCUCCGAGACCAACUGGCGGGUCUCGCGCGCUUCCAAGCUGAACCGGCAACUCCAGACCCAGAACCAACAGCCCUGCCCCUCCCCUCCUCCCAGCAGCAAGCCCACCGUGCAGAGGAAGAGCGUGGCAGAGAUGCUGGCCAGGCCGGGCUCGAUGAGGGAGACCCUACCAUCCGCGGCAGACAAGACGGGGAGCGAGACGCCGGAGAAGAGGCAGCUCCUGGCCGGCGUGGUUGCUUAUGUCAACGGCAGCACGGCGCCGCUCGUCUCGGACCACCAGCUCAAGGCCGCGCUCGCGGCGCACGGCGCGCGCGUGUCGCCGCACCUAGCUCGGCGGCAGGUCACGCACGUCAUCCUCGGGCGACCAGUGGCAGGAGGAGGAGGAGGAGGUGCGGGAUGCGGCGGCGGGCUGGCGGGCACCAAGAUGGAGCGCGAGAUUCGCCGACGAGGUGGCAGCGGCAUCAAGUACGUCGGCGUUGAGUGGGUGCUGGAGAGCAUACACGCGGGCAAGAGGCUCCCGGAGGCGCGCUUCGCGAGCGUGCGCGUGGCGCCGCACGGGCAGGCGAGCGUCUACGGGGCCCUCCAGGAAGCCGGGCGGCGCGUGACCGACUACUGA
Cordyceps fumosorosea ARSEF 2679 is the source of this 741-nucleotide messenger RNA. Its product is annotated as brct domain containing protein. The coding region runs from base 1 to 741 and encodes 246 amino acids. The record is from RefSeq and is a predicted model, not a curated record. Lineage: Eukaryota; Fungi; Ascomycota; Sordariomycetes; Hypocreales; Cordycipitaceae. The transcript has 2 exons.